Messenger RNA from Caenorhabditis elegans, 2018 nucleotides. RefSeq names its product Headcase N-terminal domain-containing protein. The record is from RefSeq and is marked reviewed. Lineage: Eukaryota; Metazoa; Nematoda; Chromadorea; Rhabditida; Rhabditidae. Bases 40 to 1458 code for a protein of 472 amino acids. The transcript is spliced from 5 exons.
UCUUUCGCCAUCGAAAAGUUCAAAAGAAAACAACAAAAAAUGCCUCGCGGUCUACGGAGAGCAGAUUUAGUCAAACGACAUCGCCACUCAACGACAGGAGACAAAGACGGAGGAGUACCAGAAGUAAUAGGAUGCCCAGUUUUAGAUCCUAUUAUCUGCCAAUGUCCAAAAGAUGAGAUCGAGCUUGGUGAAGGAGUCAAGAUGACGUGCACUUGGGAAUCAUGCCCGUACUCUAGUAGACCACUUCAUCACAUAUGCUAUCAACUGCUCGAGGACAAUCUUGUCAAGCGAUUAGCCUCACUGGGAAGUGCACGAGGAUGGACAGUGCCACAACGGAGGAAUAACUUAUGGGAGAGGAAGGGUCAGUCCCUGAUCGGAAAGUUCUGCCGAUGUCGCUGCGAUCGGGGACAAAUGACCAGAGACAAGCAGGCUUUAUAUGAGAAAGAGAAGGCUGUGGAAAAAGAGAAGAAGAAGAAGGCCAAGAAAGCAAAACAACUGCCCCAGCUACAAUUUAAUUCUAAACCUUUGGCAGCUAUCGAGGAGAAAAAGCGAGGAGACGCUGAUGUAUUCCACUCACCGUCCAUUGCCUCAAGUACACGGCAUCACACAUUCUCGACGACGACACGAUCGCGACUUCAUACUGAUCGUUCGGCUUCUUCCAUUUUAACACACACUAUUGGAAGAACGUGGUCCGAAUCUUCGUUUGCCGGUGAAACAAAUGGUCAGUACGACAACAAUCAGGAGCCACAUCCAUCAAAUUGUGAAUGCGUAUUUCAUCACGAUUACGACGCUGACGAUCAAAUAGAUACGGAUUUCGAGUGUGAAAGCAAUCACAGCGACGUAAUAGUUCCAGCUCCACUUCCACCACUUCAGGCGAAAAGCUAUGCAGCGACAAUAAUGAGAAACGGGACACCGAAGGUUACAAAUUAUUCACCGGAUAGUGGUCUCGAUCAGCAAACUCCAAGGUUUUCAUUGUCUUCUUCGAGUGGAGGAGAUGUCGAUAAUCAACAUGGAGACUUCCACGUGGAAACUAGAAUUUCCGAGCAUCUCAACGCGUUGGGACUCAGCAUAAUGUCGCCGGUGGAGAAUGCGAAUGAAAAUGUCAAUUAUGAAGAAUCGCCGUUCUACCCGGAGCUGACAUCGACUCCAAUCGUCUCGAAGAAGCAGCGGGAACCUCUCCGAGCGAAAAAGAGCACAUCUGUCUCGAAGCUUCCACUUGCUCCGUCGUCACAGCUAUUCAAUGAAGAAUCGCGUUGUGGAUUCAGAUUCAAUGUGCCGGUUCGCGAAAUGAUGGACAUAUGGCAAGAGUCUGGAGCCUUGUCGCCGGCAAUUCGAGAAACACAGGCUGAAAAUACUGAAAAAAGAGCUGAGAAUGCGUCGGGUGUACUCCAAUAUGGAUGGACUCCAUUCUUCGGCAAUGGCUUCAAUCUCGGAGAGCGCCUCUACUACUUCCCAUAGUCUGUCGAUUUUAAAUUUGUAUUUUUGUUUCUUCUUUUUAUGUGACUUCCUCCGUCCGUCCGUCUAAAUUUCCAAUAUGUCCAUUCCAGUAGAUUCCGUUCUAAUAACACGUCUUUCAAUCAAUUUUUAAUGUAUAGUCAUAUCUUUCCCCCCAGCUCCCACACGAUCAAUUCUUACAAAUUUUUUUUUUGCCCCCAAUUCGAUGUUUUCAUAGAUUUUCCACGAUUCUCGUUUCCCACACAAUUUUUUCUCGCCCCCUGACAAAUAGUAUAAUCAAGCCGAACAUUUCAAAGAUUUCUUUUUUUACCGGAAAAAAAUGUUGUCCUUUCAAAUGUAAUGAAUUUAUUGUCGGCAUGACUUUUUUCCAUUCCAUCUCUUACGUUUUCUUUCAUGUUCCCGUCAAGUUUUAUUUAUUCAUCUAAUUUCUAAAUUGCUCGCUUUUCUCCUGAAACUUUUCCUUUAACAAGCCACCUUUUCAUGUACACAUUCACCUGAUUUGUGAGCUUUUUUCCUUUAUGUUUCUUUUUCCUAUGUGAAGUAAUAAAAUGAAGUGACCGAUC